CGCUUCGGCCCGCACCUAUGGUCAGUGCACUCCCGCCUUUUCCCCGGACUCUUCUGUGUAUCCAAGGGCCCCACGGAAGUUUACACUGAGCUUUCCAGCCUAUCUCUACUUUCAUCCCGCGCUCCUUGACGUGCAUAGGGUCAACCCGCUCCAACUCCCGUGCAUCGACACAGACGGACCGAACCGGACGAGGAAUGGAUCCGACUCAUCUUUCAAUGCCAUCGCCAAUCGGACAGAACUAUAAAUGGGAUGGCCUCUUCGACGAGGUUCAUGCCGCUUCCACUGGAGGGCAUGUCUCCCAAGACAGCUUCCUCCUUCAUACACCCCCUCUGGCCUCGAUAUCCUACGGACCGGUCCGCGACCUGCUCACUCAAUACAAAAACCAGUCUUACUACAUUGGCGGAUCGGAAGCAGCGUACAACGAGAGCAUCGAUCCUUAUUGGGGUAUUCUCUGCCCGGAGAAUCCUCCCGCGUCUAUGCAGCCCCCUUCUACUCCAACUACGCUCUACCGACUGAGCGAGCACCAACAGACCUUUGCGAAGUAUGCAGUAGAAAACGUGCGAGUUGGAUUCCAGCCCAACUACCCCAGUGUGGAUCGGCAACUGAUCGAAGACGUCGAGAACGUUGAUCCGCGGCUUCUAGAAGCUGCAGUUCGGCGUCCCACUAGCAAUCAUGCCAGGCAGAUGACUGGCCAAGAUGAUAGCUUGGGCAUGGUUUUACCUCUGUCUGACUUCUACCAUCCGCAUGAUUCUACUCGGGAGGUCACUUCUCCCCUUAAGGAAACAGCGCAGACCAAUCUGCAGCGGACCAGCAGCCGGGCAUUUGGCUCGGAGGCACAAAAGAGUACAUCUGCUUACGCUCAACCCACCAAGGAGAACUCCGAUCCUCUUCAUUUAGACCCUGCGCAGCACCCAAAAGGCCGUGAAUUCACUGGGUCUCAUGCAGGGGUGCAGUCACACCGACAGCUAAAAGAGAGUGACAAGCCCAUACGCUUUGUCUUUCCUCAAGAGGGUGCGCAUCCUCACGCAAAUCAGCUAAUCCCUUACACCCAAACCACACUCCCUUGCAAGCAACCGGAUCUUAUUCACGCUCAACGUAAGGAUCGUCGAGAACCAUCUAUGCAACCGAAGCAAGGUGAGAAUAACCAGCCAAAGGAGCGUGGACGCCAUCCUGGUCGGAAGCCGGUUUCGAACGGCACGCCUAUGGCGAGGUCAUAUUGGUAUGGUCCUUCACCUGAAUGUGCAGCCCCUUGGCUGUGCGUAGGUCCUCCCCAUUACGCAAUGGCUCCCCAGUACGCGACUCCUCCCAAAGACGUGACUCCUCAAUACACGACUGCUCCUCAGUUAGCAGCACCUCCCCCGGCAUCUCCUCAGCAUGCAGCUCCAGCCCCCAAGGUUGAAUGUCAGUCCGAUGCAGGCGACCUCCCAGCGGACUACUCUCGCACUUCACUGGCCUUCAAUAACCACCAAGAAGCCUUUAACGCCUGCAAAAAAGAUGUAGCCUCCCUCAAGACGGCAUUCGCGCCACCAAAUGACGACCCCAGCAUCCCGAAGAACGACGAAGAACGAAAGGUAGUUGUGCGUUGCUUGCUUGGAGCAAUGAUAGACACCUCGCGGUGCAAGGAUGAAGAGGGCAAGGCUUUCAAGUUGCGCUGGGGUAGCGGCGAACUAGCCUACGAUGUGCGACACAUGGAGAAGAUAUGUUGGGAUAUUGAACUUCUAGCCGAGCGGAUUCACAAAGAAGGUCCGCAUAUUCUGCCGAUUUUUGACACGGUCUACCUCAAAUCUGUCAAGAAGAGCAGCAAGUUCACUUUUGAGGAGCGCAUCAAGUGGCUCGUCGAACUGCUGUCGGUGUUCAAGAGCCGUGUCAAAUCGCUCAUGAAAGGCGAUAGCCUGUACUACACUGUUGCUACGCCUCGAGAGACAGUUCUUACAGCGAGGAACAGCAUGGAACAGAACAAGAAGCGCCGGGGGUUGCUUGUGGAGGGUAGCGCGGCGGCGAAGGCCCUGAAUGAAGGAACGGCGCAAGAUCAUGCAGAGACACCGAAGGGUGAAACUCAGCCGAAGCAAGAUGUGGAGGGCGAGAUGCAUUCCGGAGGGACGAGCGGCUCUGUAAGCCACGGCCUCGAUGGGUCUAACCUCUUCGCAGUCGAGCCAUCUCUCCAAGCUACCCAAAAACAUCAGGAUCUCGGGGCCCACCAUGAAAUCGAUCCAACAGCUUUCCCGGCUCGCACUCCGCCGUCCGAAGAGGCAGUGAUAGGGUCAUCAAUGGGCUCCGCUGCUCAGGAAGUUCGUGGCCAAACUCACCCCGGCGGCGCCAUGCUCGAAAAUGAGACUCCGCCGGAUGAUGGCUCUCGCAAGCGUGGUCACGAGGAGAAUGACGAAGAUACCAAUGGCAUGCCUUGGUCUGACGACUCUCCUAGCUGCCCAAAGCGCGCUCGUCUGCUCUCCGACCGCUAAUUUCCGUAAGAGUACUGCGCUCACCCCACUUCACGGAUGUUGGUUCUCUAUUUUGUCGCCUGGGCGAUUCAAGGCUAGCUGGGCAUUUGCAAGAGCCUUUUGGCUUUCAGAUAUU
Messenger RNA from Trematosphaeria pertusa, 2574 nucleotides. RefSeq lists its product as uncharacterized. The record is from RefSeq and is a predicted model, not a curated record. NCBI's taxonomy places the organism in Eukaryota, Fungi, Ascomycota, Dothideomycetes, Pleosporales, Trematosphaeriaceae. The coding region runs from base 195 to 2459 and encodes 754 amino acids. The transcript is spliced from 5 exons.